Molecule: messenger RNA, 1833 nt
Organism: Phytophthora sojae
Lineage: Eukaryota; Oomycota; Peronosporomycetes; Peronosporales; Peronosporaceae
Exons: 1
Coding region: 1-1833 (610 amino acids)
Biological process (GO): cellular response to unfolded protein; protein refolding
Cellular component (GO): cytoplasm
Molecular function (GO): ATP binding; ATP-dependent protein folding chaperone; ATP hydrolysis activity
Source: RefSeq, a predicted model, not a curated record
AUGCGCACGACGUGUCUGCGGGUGGGCGUGUGGGUGAACAAUAACGUGGCGGUGCUUACGAGCGACCGCCCGUUGCCGUCGUUCGUAGCGUUCACGGACACGGAGCGACUCGUUGGCGACGUCGCCAAGCGCCAAGUGGCCACGAACGUGAACAACACGGUGUUCGGCACCACGCGCCUCAUCGGCCGCAAGUUUUCGGACCUGGAAGUACAGGAAGACUUGAAGCACUGGCCGUUCAAAGUGGUUGGCGGGCCAAAUGAUGGCCCGCUAGUGGAGGUGCAGGCUGCGGGCCAGACCAAGACGUUCCGGCCAGUGGAGAUCCUGGCCAUGCUCCUGGCCGAGGCACGCGAGACGGUGGAGACGCAUCUGGGGAAAAGAGUUGAGAACGCAGUGGUGACGGUGCCGGCCUCCUUCAACUACGCCCAACGACAGGCGAUCAAAGACGCCGGCGCUGUAGCAGGCCUGAAUGUGGCCCGCUUGAUCAGCGCGUCGACAGCUGCGGCCAUCGCGCACGGCCUGGAGAACAAGACCAAGGCCGGACAGCGGAACCUGUUGGUGCUUGACCUGGGUGGUGGCACCUUGGACGUGUCGCUGGUGGCCAUCGAGGAAGAGAUCUACGAGGUGCUGGCCACGGCUGGGAACGCUCAUUUGGGCGGCGAGGACUUUGACUCUCGGUUGGUAGAGCACUGCGUGGCUGAAUUCAAGCGAAUGCACCGCAAAGACCUGAGCACAAAUGCGCGCGCCAUGAUGCGCCUGCGUAUGGCCUGCGAAAGUGCUAAGAGAGCUUUGUUCGCCCCCGAGUCGGUGGAGAAGCUCAUUGAGCUCGACGCCUUGUACGAGGGCAUCGACUUCCACACGAAGAUCACGCGUGCUCAGUUCGAAAAGUUGUGCGCGGACCUUUCCGACGAUAUCAUGUUGCCUGUGCAGCAAGUGCUGAGUGAUGCUAGCGUCUUGAGGAGUAAAGUGGAUGAGGUGGUUAUGGUGGGCGGAUCCAUGCGUAUCACCAAGGUCGAAGAACUUUUGAAGGAGUUUUUUAACGGCAAGAAAAUUAUUAGAUCCAGGCAUGAGGAGGAGCUCAAUGUCCUCGGAGCCACAAUGCAUGCUGCCAUGCUGACGGACGAGCUGUCCGUGAUCAAGCCUCUUGAGGAGUUUAUGCUGUUGGAUGUGACGCCGCUCUCGCUCGGAGUCAAGAUUGACGACACGAACACGUCGGUUAUGAUCCCGCGCAGCACCACGAUUCCAACAAGGAAGACACGGACAUUUUCGACGUCUCAGGACAACCAGUCCGUCGUACAGAUUGAGCUUUUGGAGGGUGAAGACGGCGACAACCGUGUGAUUGGCAAGCUUAAAGGGGAUGGCCUUCCGCUUGAGCCGCGGGGGGAAUUCAAGAUUGAGGUUACAGUUGAAGUGGACGCAAAUGGCUGCAUCACAGUGCUUAUUGCGGACGAAUCGACGGGCCAGUCGAAGAAACUCGAGGUUAGUGGCGAUUGUCUGUCAGCAUUGGAAAUUGAUCGUAUGAGGAAGAGCGUGAUGAAGGAUGCGUCGAAGAUAGAGCUCGAAAAUUACGCCAAUUCGGUUCGCAGCACUGCAGCCAAGCGUAUCGCUGAGCUGAAGCGAUCGAUAGAGGAAAUGCAGGCUGUUGAAGAGCAGGCCACCGAGACUCUACAUUGGUUGAACCGGAAUCAUUCGGUCGGGAGGGCAGAUAUCGAUGUCAAGAGGAGGAAACUAGAGGAGGCUGCUACUCCUGCCACGCACAACAACUUGGCUAGUACGAGUGGAGCAGAUCCUUUCGAGAGCAGAAAACCCCAGAAAGUGCCAGCUAAACUGCAAUAA